Messenger RNA from Schizophyllum commune H4-8, 1650 nucleotides. RefSeq lists its product as uncharacterized. NCBI's taxonomy places the organism in Eukaryota, Fungi, Basidiomycota, Agaricomycetes, Agaricales, Schizophyllaceae. The coding region runs from base 1 to 1470 and encodes 489 amino acids. The record is from RefSeq and is a predicted model, not a curated record. The transcript has 4 exons.
AUGCAACAGCCGUCCUCUCAGGUCUCUUUUCCACAAUCCCGAGCUCAUCUCAAGCGCCAAGCUUCAAAGCCAGCCCUGGUCGAACUCUCCGACACGUCUUCAUCCGACGAUGAGGCGGCGGGGAACGGGAGCACUGCUCAUUCGACAUCACUUUUUGCUCCCAACAAGCGCAUCAAAGUGGCCGCCGAGCGAAAGGACGACCUCCCUUACAACCCAACCAUCAAUUCUUCGGACGAUGGUGGUAGAAAUGCUAAGACCGCGGACUCAGAUGUGAAGAACACACCGGCGGGGCAUGUAUAUCGGUACAAGCCACUUCCAAAAGAGACGUACAAGCGCGUCGAAGAAGCUCAACCUUACGGCGCAAGAUGCCCCAUCACUCUAAUGGACAACUUCAUGCACUUGUUACAAUUGGCGCAUCUAAUCCCUCGAGCUAUAGAGCUUUUGACUGCACAAAAGAUUGCCUGUGUUCGUGGAAUGAGCAGAGAUGCGUUCAACUCUGGAACCAGCGCGAAUCUUCUUUACUUGAAGCCGGAAAUUCACGCCGCUAUGGAUGCAGGUCUGUGCAUGUUUGUACCGCCUAUGCCUGUUCUCCUGGCUGCACGCUACGCGAUGAAGAACAACGGCAUGCCUCCACCUACGUUAGAGGGCGCAGAACAGAACGGAAUCAACAUGCACAUUAAGGAUACGUCGGAGAAUGCGGCAGGAUACAUUCAUCACGAGCAGCUCUUCGAAAAGAAUUUCCACCGACUGCAUCGGUUUCUUCCCCUCGCUCGCUGGAAUCGCAAGCACACCAUCGAUAGGCCCGUCUUCUACGGAAGCACGUCUACUCCGAGCGGCGCGUUCGAACACAGUAACAAGUUCAAAGUCAAGCAUUACCGUUGGCCAUUCACUGGCGACGACGACCUUCCCGAGGUGCUCUUGCACAACGAUCCCUGGUGUAUAAUCUACAAUGGACACCGUGCACUCAAGAAAUGCUCGUCCGCCCCUCGCACGCCCCCGAGGGCAGAUGAUACGAGUUCCGCCUUCCAUUCUGGCUCCGAAUCCGACUCCGAUUCUGACACCGACGGCGAAUCGGUUUCUGGAGAUGCUCAGUCUCGUUCCGUAUCCUCGAAGACCAGCUCUGAGAACGCGCGAGCUGACUCCGAAGACACUCGUUCUGGUUCUGAAGACGCACAGUCUGGUUCUGAAGACGCGCAGGAUGCUGCCGAAGACGCGCAUGAUGCUCUCGAGGACGCGCAGGAUGUCUCUAUCCUUCAGGACUAUUUUGCGAAGCAUCUCCAGCUUAUCGUGGAAAUCGGACAGUAUAUCGAUGAUCUGGAACUACCUUCCGCUUUCCUCCAGAGCCCUUUGAAGCGACUAAGCGAUGAUGAAGCUGACGGGUCCGAGCUCUCGUCGACCGAGGCUUCCAUCGCUGACUCGAAGAGCGUGCGGCGGAAACUGUUUGCUGAAAUAGAGGACCUAGAGUACUAGACAAUAUGGCGGAAAUUUGAGUUGAACGAGACUACCAGAUGUCAUGCAUUAGAGCAGUCAAGUCCAAUUUAAAUCGCCCUCGGAUCGUGGCUGAGACCAUGCACUUGGCGAGUUCAGCCCCAUGGGUCGCGCUGAAGGUGUUUGGAGAUCCAGUUUGGCCAGGCGCGUCAUAAAUGCGUG